GGUUACUAAGGGCCACUUUACUGUGUGACAGAUCUCUGCAAUGCGACCUCCCGGCAGGCACAGAGUUGCUAACAGACCCAGCCUGGGAAGUACAGGAGAGAAUGUGCGGGCAGCAGUGCUGUAGCGGCCCCCCAGCCCCUUCCCACACGGUGCCCGAUCCAUCUAAGUCUCGCUAACUGGGGGCGAGAGUCUAAGUCGCCCUCCCCUGCUGCUUCUGGCUCUGUCUGGAUGUGCCGCCCCCAGAUCCCAACUACAUCCCCACGGGAAAAAGAAGGAGGGGGCAAGGGAGAUUUCCCUGGCAGUUGGUGCCACUUGCGACUUGCAGCAGUAGCAGUAGCGGCAGCAGCAGCAGGUUCCUGAGCAGAGACUUGCAGAGGCGGAGGUGGAAGCGGAGGCGGCGCUGGGCUGCAGAAUCGCACUGUGCUAUCUCCGGCAGGAGCAGCCCCACUAGCAGCCUCCGCACUGCAAUGCCCGGAGCAGCCCCGCAGCCACUCACCGACCGGGGGGCCGACACUCAGCUGAGGCCACUGCCCUUUCUGCCUGUCCCUCUCAGCUGGCAAACUCCUUGCCUUUGAAUGAAGCCACUUUGUGGGGCACAGGCACAAGUGUCAGCUCUGCUGGUUCUGCUGUCUUUCUCUGCUUCUCCCAGGCUCUAUUCUUCUCUGUCUGAUUUACUAUCAGGGUCUGCUUGAAAUUGCCAGUUACCAUGGAUGAGGCAGUGGAUGUCACGACAGAAAGCAACUCUCUUAUUAAAGCAGUUUACCAAAGCCGACUGCGUCUCACGAGAUUGUUAUUGGAGGGAGGAGCAUAUAUCAACGAGAGCAAUGAUCGUGGAGAAACCCCACUGAUGAUUGCUUGCAAAACCAAACAUGUGGACCACCAAAGUGUCAGCAAGGUCAAAAUGAUUAAAUAUCUGCUAGAAAACAAUGCAGAUCCUAAUAUCCAGGAUAAAUUUGGAAAAACUGCCUUAAUGCAUGCAUGUCUGGAAAGUGCGGGUGCAGAAGUAGUCUCUUUGCUAUUAGAUAGUGGAGCUGACCCCAGCCUCCAGGAUCACACAGGUUUCUCUGCAUUGGUGUACGCAGUUAAUUCAGAGGACAAAGAGACUCUUAGAAUUCUGCUAAAUGCCUGCAAGGCCAAAGGCAAAGAAGUUAUAAUCAUCACAAAGGACAAGUCUGCAUCUGGAAAGCAGACUACAAGGCAGUACCUCAAUGUUCCACCAUCUCCAGGCAUUGAAGGAAGCACCUCUCCCAGCCCCUGCACAUCACCUUCAGAUAUUGAGCUAAAAACAUCUCCCGCUCCAACUUCAAAUACACUUGAAACAGAGAAAGAACUUUUCAACUUUAAAGAGGCCUCCUCUUCUUGUGGAUUUAAAGGCUCAUCCCAGCCAGGCUCUCCUACAAAGAAACCUCAUUUAUCGCAUGUUGGAGGAAAGCUUCCUCUUCUUCAGAGGUUGCACUCUGAGCCCUGGUUAAAAAUCCCACCCUCGCUGCUACAUCAACACAAAGUAUCUUCUCUGCAAGAAGAGCUGCAGGACAUCACUCCUGACGAGGAGCUCUCUCUUCAGAUGAAUGAAUUGAUGUUCUCUAAACGGUACUUUACACGCCACCAGAGCAUUGAUGUGAAGGACGCAACUCAUUUGCUUAAAACUUUUGACUCAGCAGGAGCAAGAAAACUAUCAUACGAUGAAAUCCACUCACAUUCAAUUUAUCCUGAAGCCAUCUCAAACAGGCCAGAAACCCUUCCUGUAGAUCAAGAGCCCGAUUUGAUGCACUCCAUAUCAGUUUCAAGCUUGAAAAGUAUUGUACAAAGGAGAAAUUUAGGUGCAAAUCACUAUAGCUCUGAUUCCCAGCUCACCACCCGUGCUGGCCCUGCUGGAGCAGCAGAAGACAGCAAAUCUCUUUUGGAAAAGAAGAAAAUGUUAUGCCCACAACAACUGCUGACAGGUUCAAGAGAAUCUCUAGAGAGUGUAUCUGUAACUCCUUUGAGCAGAAGAAACCAUGCCAUUUUAGAGAGACGUGGCUCAGGGGCAUUACUCUUAGACCAUAUUGCUCAUACCAGGCCAGGGUUCCUCCCACCUUUGAAUGUGAACCCUCACCCGCCUAUCCCAGAUAUAAGUGUCCACAGCAAGCUCAUGUCUUCAGGAACAAAACCACUCAUACCAUCAGCUCCACUCCUCCCAAAAGAACCAAAAAGCAAGAAAAUGCUCCUACGGAGGCAUUCAAUGCACACCGAACAGAUCAAACAGCUAAUGAACCUUGAGGAGAUUUUUGGCUAAUGUGGCCAUUCAAGGGCAUGUCUUCUUUUUGGUUUUUUUUUUGAAAAUUCAACAAGGUCACUAGCCCUUUGCACCCGGUGCACAAAUGCUUCAGACCUUUUCUGUAAAGAAAACAGAGCCGUUCAGCUUAUGCUGGAUAAAUUAUUCAAGCAAAGAAAGUGCUUGUUAUUUAGCAGUAAUUACAGUUUUCUCUACAAUAUAAAUGAAUUGCUGCUCUACACUAUUUGCUUACACCAGACCUCAAAGAGUGUUUGGAAAGACAAAGUGACUGAGGCGGCUGCCAAUGAAGGCAAUGUGCUAGGCAGAGAACUCAAACCCCUGAGUGUAACUGGGACUAAUAUGCGAAUGGAUGUUUUUUUGCCGCUAGAAUAUUCAUAUUUCUAUGUUACAUUUACCAGUGAGGUGAAUAAUGACAAGGAAAUAUCACUUGCACUUAUUGUUUAGCAACCCUACAUGCUUAAUAGCAUGUAAUUGCCUUUUUUUCCAAUGAAUUUCAGCCAUUUUCACGUGUAUCACAUGUUUAUAAAGCAUCCUUGCCUUUGGAUGAACUAACAUUUGCCUUGUUAUCUGAAGGCAUAUUUUUAAUCUCCAAAAAGGGUCAGAACAUGAAACUGGAUACGUCUGCUGACAGAAUGAGUUCUACAUCCUUGAUUUCCAGCAUGUCCUAUAUACACAAAUGAUGUGGGCGGAAACGCAACCUCUACUUUUGUAUUUUUAAUGAUUGCCAGUUGCACAGAUGUACUUUGGUAUAAAUAGAAUCCUUGUGCUACAUAUUAGAUAUACACCUUGCAUUACAUUUGUGCUUUAUAAACCCUAUAUAUCAUAUAUUAUUCACCACAUUUGCUGCUACUGAGGCCAGGAAUUAGAAAUGACUGAUCCGAUGGCCUCCCUGUGGUUCUGGAAAUGAAGGCUAAAGUGUUUCCUGCUGCAAAGGGCCAGAUUUUCAGGUAUCAAAAGGGCCCAUGUAAGCUAAAUGGACUGGAUGGACUGGACUGUAAUGGCUGAUAAAGUAGGGAAGAGGGAAGGACAGACUUGCCCUAGUGCUGCAAUGUACUGCAAGGGCUUUUUAUUGGAAUGGCACAGUGCAUUUUCCGAUAUCUAGGUGUGAAUAUGAAGGGCUGUGCGCAUUAUUCUGCUUGUUUUGCAGCAGCUGCCCUGCCGAGGCCUCCCCUGACCUGCAUGCUGGUGGCGCUCUCCGCUCACUCUUCCAGCUGCAUCAAUGGACGUUAAACCAAAGAACUGCAAAAUAAAACUCAAAAUCUCACUUUGUAAUACCAAAUAUUUAAUAGUGGGAAGCUGAAAAAAAACCCAGUACUGUGACGUAUCGGUGCAAUCACUGCUGAUUUUGCAUGAGGCAGGAUUAACCCUAGUUUUUAUUUUGAGUUAUAGAGGUUGGGGGUUAUUGUACCAUGUUAACCCCCCACGGUGUAGAUUUUAUUGAUAAGUAAGGCAAAUUGAUGAAAGCGGAAUUCUGGCUGAGCCAGAAAUCUUACUCUACGUUGCUCUUCAUGGAUCUGGAAUUGCACAAUUUGAAACCUGUUUUUUUUUCUAUGUUAAUUUCCAACCAGCUAUUUAAAAUCCUUUAAUACUGAAGGAAUGUGUCAUUUUAUUUAGUCCCAUACAGACCUGACACAACCUUGACUCCCUUAACUGCCAUUUCACCUUUGUUUUAUAAGCUCAGUUUGAAUAAGAAUUCUAAUUUAAAUGUAAAUAGCAAAAAUAUAACUGUACACUGUGUUAUAGUGUGACUAUGAAGCGUGGAGCAGCUGUUUUCAUGACUAUUUGAAGAGAUACACAGAGAUGUAUUGGAAGUGGUACUUAAAUAAUUGGACUAUUAGGAGAAGGGUACUUUAAAUGGCUUUUGCACAUUAGUAGGAGAGAAUUUCACUCUUUUAGAUGUGAACAAAUGGACUUUUGCUGUUUUGUGAGCUGCAUAAUCAAACCAAGUGCUGCUGGAAAGAAUACUAGAAAAACCUACGUGAGCAUAUUUAAGCUCUGAUGUAUUUAUUGAUGCUUGAAUGUUAUACUUGUAUAAUUUCUGGUAAAUUAUAGUAAACAUGGGCAAUAUUUGUCAAUAUUACUAAAGUAAUAUCUAUAUUAUUACAUGUCUUAGUUUAGACUUUGUAUAAAAUAGGCCUUCGGUAUUUAUUUUCAUGCUAUUGUUUUCUUUAUCAUUAGGUAAUCAGGAAGGGGAGAUAAUAAGGGCAAAUCGUAUUGUGUAUGAUUUAUUUGGUAUCCUUAUUACAAGCUGCAAUUGUCAUACUGCUUACCUUGGUGAGGUUUAGAACUAGAAGCAGCGUCCCUUCAUAUUAACUGGAUCAUACCAUCAGUGCAGACUCCCCAGUGUGAAGCUUUAAAUAUUCCAACUCACUUCAUAUGUAAUUACAAAUUAUCAAAGGGAUAGUAUAACACAGUAAGCUAUGGCUUAGUCUCUGUUUGAAGAAAAAUGAAAACUUACAUUACUUGUAUUUAGAAUAAAG
Messenger RNA from Xenopus tropicalis (tropical clawed frog), 4755 nucleotides. It is a transcript of the gene ankrd34b, whose product is annotated as ankyrin repeat domain 34B. The record is from RefSeq and is a predicted model, not a curated record. The transcript has 2 exons. Lineage: Eukaryota; Metazoa; Chordata; Amphibia; Anura; Pipidae. The coding region runs from base 707 to 2275 and encodes 522 amino acids.